Elaeis guineensis (African oil palm) is the source of this 1407-nucleotide messenger RNA. RefSeq lists its product as uncharacterized. The record is from RefSeq and is a predicted model, not a curated record. NCBI's taxonomy places the organism in Eukaryota, Viridiplantae, Streptophyta, Magnoliopsida, Arecales, Arecaceae.
ACUAACACAAAACCGCAGCCAUCGUACAAGCUUCCCUAUUCGGCCGCUCCAAGCCUCCCACCCGAUUGAGACUCCUGAGUGAGGACGGAGGGAAAACCAGAGGAAACAGAGGAAAAAUCAACAAAAACAAAGAAAAGAUGGAAGAAAUUGAAAGACUUUGACUCCACCUCUAAAUAUGUGACCCCCUCCCUCAAACUAGGGUUUGGGGUUUAGGCAUUCUUUCAGAUAUUCAAGGAAGUAUGGCCAAGAAGAAGAGAUCUCGAAUUGUCACACUGUCCAAAGUUGCUCCAGAAAAAGCAAGUUCUGAUUGUUAUGAAGGCAACCGCCUCGACGAUCUUCUGUCAAAACUUGAAAGGAGCAUAGAAUCAGCAAAAAUUUUGAAGGGAGAUCUUCCUGAAAAAAUUUGGAUCAAGCACCAAUUUGCUAUUGGGGUCAAUGACGUCACCCGUGUGCUCGAGAGGAUGCCUCGAGGUGAGGUGCAAGUUCCUUCGAAGGAAGAUCCUGAGACAAAGAGUGGCCUUCGUAGAGCUCCUUUGGUUCCCCUUCAGGCUGUGCUUUUAGCUUCCGAUUGCAAUCCACGAUGGUUAACCAAGCAUAUACCAAGCCUGGCAUCCUCAAGGCAGGUCCCAGUGAUUUUUGUCAAAGAUAACAAAGGAGGUUCACUGAGGUUAGGUGAACUAGUAAACGUCAAAGCAGCACUGGCCAUUGGAGUAAAGGUUAGAGAAAGUUGUAUCAACAGAACAAUUGAUGAAGUUCUAGGUGGCGAUGCAGUAGUAGAUGAUGAUGUAUAGAGUCUCACUGCCAUUCGUCAUCUAACGAGGCUCCAGGAGAAAGGAUGUUGUCCAACUUCCAAGUUAAAAGGGUUUGCGGUGAUAAUUGAUUGAAAUGGCUGCCAAGAGAUCAUUCACUCCAGAAAUAUAGGGAAUUUGAAUACUGGAUCGACUGAGACGCUUGGUCAUGGUUUUCAUCGAGCUGCACUUAUAAUUAUUUGUGGACUACUUACAUUUAUUUGGAGGCAUUUAUUUAACUAGUGAUUGGUUCGCUGAGCAGUACAUUUUUUAUAGUAUGGAUGUCACACGAGUCGUGAAUUUAGGAGCAAUGCUGUCAAAAUGUGCAACUUGCAAUAGUCCGAGGACAUAGCUUAUUACUCGUCGACUUCUAUAUGCGGCAAUGGGCAACGUGUUCCAAGAAUGAAUAAUGGCCCUGAAAUUUUUAAGAACCCUGAAAGCGAACCAACAAGGAAGCAUACCAUUAAAAUGUGUAUGUGGUCUGGUGGUGCAAGGUACACGCUCAUGUCUAAUAAUGGGAGUCGGAUGAUUGGUAGGUUUAUGCAGCAACAAGCAAUCUUUUUGUUUAAUAUAUAAUAUGAAAUGAGCAAUGUAUUUCAAGAAUGAAUUAUGCCCUCAA